AUGUAUGAUAAGGAGACUGGUAGGAAUAAAGGAUACGGCCGCGCUACUUAUUCGACACCUGCUGAGGCUAAUGCUGCCAUAAGAAGUGGAGAUGCCAAUAUGAUUGACGCUAAAUGUGUUGAGAUAAAGCCCUUGCUACGACCACCAACCAACAUUCCUGCUACGCCCAACACUAAUCGGUUCAAUAAUCACGAUGAUGCUACAGGUUAUACGAUGGAUGGCCCGUGCAAAGUCUUCCUUGGUGGUAUACCUCCAUCGGUUGAUGAAGAUAAGCUAGCCCAUCAUUUAUCCCGAUAUGGUAGGGUAGCAGAGGUUAGAAUAUACCGUGACAUGGAGACGGGCCGUCAUAAAGGAUUCGGCUUUGCUAUUAUGGGUGAUCCAUCACAGGCCAAGGCAGCAUGCCAUGGUGGCAAUAAUAACUAUAUCGAUUCCAAAUGGAUCCAGGUGAAGCCCUUCUGUAACCCUUAUGACCGGAAUGUAUCCGGCCCCAUGGAACGGCAGAUGAUGAUGCGGACGCCAGGUUCCAGGCCUCCUCCCCCUGCUACUACUACGACUAUCAAUCAGCCUCCACCCCCUCCACCAGCAGGAGCAGGAGGAGGAGGAGUACCUGCCACUUACGGUCGAGGAGUGCAUACACCCCCACAUAUGCAGUAUAAUGUACCACCAUUACACCAACUCCAAGGAGAUACUCAUGUAUACCGCUCUACUCCUACUACCCAACAACAGGCUAACGUUAUGACGGUAUCAUCAUUAAGACCGCAACAAGGUGCAAUGCAAUCCUAUCCACAACAACCGCAGCAGGGAUACGAGCUUAUAACGAUAAUCCCUACAUCCAUCAUACCCAAGAACAACAACAACAACAACAACAACAACAACAGCUAA
Messenger RNA from Perkinsus marinus ATCC 50983, 882 nucleotides. RefSeq lists its product as hypothetical. The transcript has 6 exons. Lineage: Eukaryota; Perkinsozoa; Perkinsida; Perkinsidae. Gene Ontology annotation, molecular function: RNA binding. The record is from RefSeq and is a predicted model, not a curated record. The coding region runs from base 1 to 882 and encodes 293 amino acids.